UCGAGAGUUCAAAUAUUUUGACAUGGCUGACAGUCAGAGUUGAUUCGUCGCUAUGAUUGAAGUGUUUUGUAGGUUUCAAGAGAUUUUGUGAUUGUUUAUUCCAUUCUACGGGACAAAAUCUUUAGUAUUUGUAAUAAUGAUGCAAGCAGAAGAUGCUAGGUAUUUGAAAAGAAAAGUGAAGGGAGGGAACAUUGAUGUACACCCCACAGAGAAAGCCUUGGUUGUAAACUAUGAAUUGGAGGCAACAAUCUUGGGUGAACUUGGUGAUCCCAUGCUGAGAGAAUGGAAGGAAUGCCAAAAAAUUAUAAGGGUAAAAAGUUUGAAUGAAAACAGUGACUUGGCCAGUUUAGCAAAGGACAUCAUUGAUAAAUGUAAAUUGAUCCACCCUACUAAACUACCGGAGGUGGAACAGCUGUUGUACUAUCUACAGAACAGGAAGGAGACAGAUUUACCCUGUAAACCGUCUGGGAAAACACAGCUCCAUGAAAAACCAGAAGUGCCCGUGUAUGAUGCCUCGGAGAUUGAUGAGGUGGCCAAUAUCAAUGAUGUAGAUGACUACAUGGAACUUCUUUAUGAAGAUGUUCCAGAAAAAGUCCGGGGAUCAGCCUUACUUCUCCAGUUAGCUCGAAAUCCAGAUAAUCUGGAGGAGUUAUUUCAAAAUGAAACGAUUGUCGGAGCACUGGCCCGAGUGCUAAGAGAGGACUGGAAGAAGAGCACGGAGCUUGCCACCAACAUCGUCUACAUCUUCUUCUGCUUCUCCAGCUUCACACAGUUUCAUGGAGUCAUUGUUCACUUUAAAAUCGGGGCUUUGUGUAUGAACAUUAUAGAACAUGAACUGAAGAAAUAUGACAUGUGGAACGAAGAAUUACAGAAAAAGAAGAAGGCUUCUAAUUCAGAUAAAGACAAAAAGGCCAAGGAUGAGUAUGCCAAAAGUCUUCAGAAGUAUGAAGGUCUAGUCAAAAAGCAGGAACAACUUUUACGGGUGGCAUUCUACUUGUUACUGAAUCUUGCUGAGGACCUGAAGGUGGAGAUGAAGAUGAGGAACAAGGGUAUUGUGAAGUUCCUCGUCAAGACUCUGGAGAGGGACAACUUUGAGCUGCUGAUCUUGGUUGUGUCCUUCCUCAAGAAACUAAGCAUAUUCAUAGAAAACAAAACAGAAAUGGCUGAGUUAAACAUUAUAGAGAAAUUGACAAAGUUAGUGCCAUGUGAACACGAGGACCUGCUGAAUAUUACACUGAGAUUACUGGUGAACUUGUCCUUUGAUGCUGAACUACGCAGUAAAAUGUUCAAGUUUGGGUUACUUCCUAAACUUGUCGGAUUACUUCAGAAUGAAAACCACAGAGAACAUGUGUUGGGCAUACUAUAUCACAUUAGUAUGGAUGAUAAAUCCAAGUCAAUGUUCACUUACACAGACUGCAUACCAAUUGUUAUGAAAAUGCUUCUUGAAAGUGGAGAAAAUGUAGAAAUGGAAUUGAUGGCUUUGUGUGUCAAUCUGGCUUCCAACAAACGUGUAGCAGCCAUGAUCUGUGAAGGUCAAGGUCUCAAGAUGUUGAUGAAGCGAGCCUUCAAGUACAAGCACCCACUCCUGAUGAAAAUGAUCAGGAAUCUCUCGCAGCAUGAUGGACCUACAAAAGCUCUCUUUGUGGACUACAUCAGUGACCUGGCACAGGCUGUACUGAACGAAGAGGAAGAAGACUUUGGUUUGGAGUGCCUUGGCAUUCUGGGUAAUCUAACAAUCCCUGACCUGGAUUAUGAACUGAUCCUAAAGGAAUAUAACCUGAUACCAUGGAUUAAAAGUAAACUAGAACCAGGUGCCUGUGAGGAUGAUUGGGUACUAGAGGUGAUUAUUCUGGUGGGGACAGUGUGUAAUGACGACGCCUGUGCUAAGAUGCUGGCAGAGGCUAACAUCAUUCAGUCACUGAUAGAGCUACUUAAUGCCAAACAGGAGGAUGAUGAAAUGGUUUGUCAGAUUGUGUAUGUGUUUUAUCAGAUGAUCUUCCAUGAAUCAACCAGAGAAGUCAUUAUCAAAGAUACUCAGGCUCCAGCAUAUCUGAUUGAUUUGAUGCAUGACAAGAAUUCAGAAAUCCGAAAAGUUUGUGAUAAUACGCUGGAUAUGAUAGCAGAAUUUGAUGAGGAGUGGGCUAAAAAGAUUCAGCUAGAGAAGUUCCGCUGGCAUAAUUCUCAGUGGUUAGAGAUGGUAGAGACAAGACAGGUUGGUGACAUGGGGGAUCCUUACAUGUACGCUGACGAGGGAUAUGAUCCGUAUCUACAGGAUGCAGAUAUUCUGGACAGACCUGACUUAUUUUAUGAUGAUAUGUAUGAAAAUGCCUACAUUAUGGAUGGUCACCUGACACCUGAGUACAUUGAUGAAAAUGGCAUGUAUGAUGGACAGCCUUAUGGUUAUGGGUAUGGGAAUCCCAUGGAUGGUGGCUAUGAUCCUUACGAGAGACCAGAAUCUCACAUGGGCUUUAUUGGUAACGGUCCACCAGUGGACGAGUACGGCAGACCACUAGAAAUGGAUCCCUACAUGAUGGACGAGAGGCAGGCGAUGAUGAUGGAUGAAAGGCAGGCAAUGAUGAUGGAUGAAAGGCAAGCGAUGAUGAUGGAUGAGAGACAGGCCAUGCUGAUGGAUGGGAGGCAGUCAGCAAUGAUGGACAGAUAUGGAAUGGAGAUGGAAGAUGAUCCUUACCAUUAUGGGUACAACAAUUACAAUGGGGGUGUGUACGAUAGGAGAUAAUGAGAUUACUACACAAGAUGUUAUCUGUAGGUCUAAAUGUGUUCAGUACCUGUGAACCUAAUGACAAAUCUGUGAUACUUCUCUGCUGUUUCUUCAACAUUCAUUGUAUAUAUUAUUCAUUGCAUUUCAUGCCAAUGUGGUGUGAAUAUUUAUUCCUUAAGUUCAAAUUAAAGACAAUUUUCAAACUAAAGCAGUAUGAAAAACCUGUCAUUCUUCAAGGUACAAGGUAAUAUAAUUAAGAUCUGUAUUUGUAAAUAAAAAAUGUUUUGAUUUUACUCGUCAUUUCUUAGAAUCUGGUAUUCAUGAUAAUUUAUAAUUUUAACUUGUUGAAUUCCUGACUAGUGGUUGUCAAUUUUCCACCUUUUUACAUGUAUUUAUUAAACUUUGUACAGGAAUGUUGUCCUCGUGAUGGAUGGUUGUACUCUAUGAAUGAUCUGUUAGCUUGAUUUAUUCCGACAGUGCAAAGAUAAUUUUGUUUGUGAUAUUUUUUCUCCGUCCAUUUGCUUUACACACUUUUUUUUUGCAUUCAACAUUUUUUUAAUUUAUACAUUAUAUAAUUACAUGUAUUUUAAUAAAAGCCUUCUAGUGUUGAACCAAAGUAGAAUUUUCUGUGAAAUUUCAUUGCAUGUGUAAUUUUUUCAUGCAGAGAACAAUAAAAUUCUUUCAAGAUGA
This is a messenger RNA of Saccostrea echinata, 3409 nucleotides long. Its product is annotated as kinesin-associated protein 3-like. Gene Ontology annotation, molecular function: kinesin binding. Gene Ontology annotation, biological process: microtubule-based movement; cilium organization. The record is from RefSeq and is a predicted model, not a curated record. Lineage: Eukaryota; Metazoa; Mollusca; Bivalvia; Ostreida; Ostreidae. The transcript has 17 exons. Bases 137 to 2737 code for a protein of 866 amino acids. Gene Ontology annotation, cellular component: kinesin II complex; ciliary transition zone; axoneme.